GUGCGCAUAUCAUGUGCGCAUGCUUGGUUGCAUGUGCUCACAAAUGAACCUUCGGUCCUGUAUGGGAUUCAGCUCAAGCACCCUUCUAGGGUGCCAUUGCAAGACAGCCCUUGGUGUUCCGCAACCCUUGCGGAUUUCGAUACCGUUCCUUCAUAUUUCGGUCGUAGAUGAGCCGAUCUGCUGAUACAUCAGAUAUUGCAAAUAUCAAGAAGGCGAAGCCAGAGACAAAUCACAAGAAAGCGCUCCAUUUCGGAGUCUUAAUUGGACUGGUGGUCUUGGUUUUUGGCCUGGAUCAACUGCUGUUUGGGACCCUUGGUUCCUUUCAGACCACGAGUUUGAAGGAAUUCUUUGGCAGCGCGGCGGACUUGUUCGUGGGUGCCGUGUUGGCACUGGCGGCUCUUCAAGCGUACCUUUGGCAAAGCAAGUCGCCCAGGGCGCCGGAUGGCGCCAAGACAGCAGGGGGAGCCUCUAGCAAGGGAGACUUGUUGAAAGCUGCACAGGUUAGUCUCAACAGGGACUUGGAUCGAGCUUUCCAGAAAGGUUGUGAGACCAAAAGGUUAGUGCGCUUGCUGCAGAAAUUCGAGACGGAGUGGGGCUUGCCCGAUGCCCUUAGCUACAACCUGGUCCUGCGAGCGCACGCCAAGGAUGGCAAUUGUGCCGCUGCUGACGGAUGGAUGAAGUACAUGGAGGAGAAGGGGAAAGCAACACUUUGCAGCACGUGGUUGACAACAUGGGCAAUGCUGAGAGUUGAUUCCAUCUGAUUCCCUGGAUGGGCGAGUUGCGCAGCGUGUGCGCCGUGGGCUGGCUGGGGUGGGCUGGCGGGGUCGUGGGAUUGGUCAGGGUAGCGCAGCCCUCGCGCGGAGUCGCGCGGCACUCGCGCAGAGGCUACAACACCAUGCUGGACGCUUGCUCCAAAGCCGGUGAUCCCCAGAGUAGCGAGUCCUGGUUGCAACGGCUGUUGGAUGGAGGUCUACAGCCCAACGUCAUCAGCUUUGCCACGGUGAUCCAUGCCUUUGCACGGAAAGGGGAUGAGACCAGGGCACAAUACUGGCAGAGCAAAAUGUUGGAAAUGGGGGUGGAGCCAGACACGGUGAGCUACAACUCCCUGAUCCACGCCUGCGGUGUGAAGGGGAACAUCCAAGCAGCUGAAGGGUGGCUGGAAGACAUGUUGCAGCGGCAGUUGCCUGCCAGUGUCACCACCUUUGCCAGUCUCAUCGAUGCAUGUGCCAAGGCCGGAGAUCUGGAGAGAGCUGAGAAGUGGAUGCAGGAGAUGUUGCAGCGUGGCAUCGAACCCAACGUGGUGAGCUUUGGGGCGGUGAUCAACGCCUGUGCCAAGGCCUCCAACCUGCAACGGGCUGAGUAUUGGCAUCACACCAUGCUGGAGAUGGGCGUGACACCCAACGUACGCAGUUACAGCUCCGUCAUCAAUGCCUGCGCCAAGGCCGGGAAGGCGGAGGAAGCAGUGCAGUGGUUGGAACGUUUGGAAGAUGCCGGGCUACAAAGUGACGCCAUCGUCUACAGCAGUGUGAUUGAUGCUUGUGGAAAAGCCGGAGAUACUGAGAUGGCGCUGUGCAUCUUCAGGCGCAUGCAAGCCAGAGGUAUCCAACCUCACGUGGUGACCUAUUCUGCGCUGGCCCGGCCCUUUGCAUACAAGGGGCACUGGCAGGAAGUGGAGGACCUUGCGGUGGAAAUGGAGAAGAGUGGCCAGCGGCCCAACGAGUAUUUCAUCUACGCCCAGCUGUUGGCCUAUGCCACGGCCAAGCCCAAGGAGCCUGCCCGCGCGGAGCGAUGCAUCCGAAACGCCCUGGAGGCUGGGCUCGUGCCAAACCAGCACAUUCUCAGUGGCCUAGGGCGUGCGCUGGGUCGAAAGCGUGCAACGGAUCUUCUGGCUAUGCUGGGGCACAAGGUCCCCUUCGGAUAAAUUCAGAUGAGCAGUGGCUGCAAAACCCUCAUUGGUUCGUG
Molecule: messenger RNA, 1962 nt
Organism: Cladocopium goreaui
Lineage: Eukaryota; Dinophyceae; Suessiales; Symbiodiniaceae
Source: the annotation of a GenBank genome assembly